UUAAAAGCAUCUCCUUGACGGUUGAACGGAGAGACAACAGAAGUGAAAAUUGAGGAUAAACGUAGGAAGACUGGAAGAUGAAAUUUUGUUGAAGUGUUUUGGUGCUGCAUGCAGUGUCGACCAUGAAGCACCUCGCCAGCCCAGUCACAGUUCCCCUCACCACUAACGCCAUCACCGUCAUGAACCAACACAUCUACCACAAUCGUGUGUUUUCAUCACCACCACCACCACCACCCACUAACACCACCACAACAACGAAAGCCAAAACAAAUUAACACCACAGAAAUACAGCAGUCACCACCACCACCACCUCAACUACCAACACCAGAUUCUGUCACCAUCACUAGUGCAUUCCCCUUACCAUCACCACCACAAUCACCAUCUGAUGACCUUAGGCGUCACACAACCACCACCACUGCUACCCGCCACCACCACCAUCACAGCACCACAGCUUCACGUUCCCAGCACCACAGCACCACAGCUUCACGUCCCCACCACCACUGGAAAUCUUGGGCAAAAUAGCUUCUUUUGUCUAUCCCGUACCAAGGCUUUCAAAUGCAGCCAGCCAUCCUCACGCAAAACACAAACCUGACCCAAGUCCUCCCCCAACUGAACCCUCAUGUCCGGGUGGUGGGGUCGGCGGAGGCAGUGCGUGCAGCCAGCUCCUUGGUGCGGCAGGAGCUGGACCCGCCCAACAAGGUGACCAUGAAGAUGGACGUGCCCUGGACACACCACUCACACAUCAUUGGCAAGGGAGGCAACACCAUACAGCCUGUGGUGAAGAAAACAGGUGUCAGCAUCCACUUCCCCGACGGCAACAAGAGUAACGAGGUGAAGAAAAGCAACCAGGUGUCCAUUAACAGCCGUGGGGAGGACCUGCACGGAUUGGAGGAGGCACGGCAGGCCAUACGUAACCUCACUCCUCUUAUCUUCACCUUCACCCUGUCCUCCAGUGUGCAGUUUGUCAGUGUGGUGGACGCCAACAUGCUGGUCCUUCACGUGCAGAAUGCUUAUAAUGUGCAGGUUGAGCUGCGGGCAACGGAGGACCUGACACUGGUAGGGACAGUGCGUGGCAGCGAGUGGGAUGCUCCAAGAGUGAAGGAGGCCACAAACUGCAUCCUUCAGGCCUACUGCAACACCCUGUCUGCACAGGUUCCAAUCCAGAUGGCUGUGGAGGUGUCCCCACAGCACCACUCCUUCAUCCUGGGACGCAACAAUGACAACAUCAAGCGCAUCAUGCAUCGCACCUCCACCAAGAUAAGUUUCCCUGACUGGAAUGACCCGACCCUCUCUCCUCUCAAGAAGUCGACUGUCACUAUAUCAGGAGCCUUGGAGAAUGUGUACCUGGCAAGACAGAACAUUAUAGGGUCCCUCCCGCUGGUGCUGAUGUUUGACUUGCUGCCGGGGAGCACAAUGGAGAUGCCGGAGGUGGCGCAGAUGAUGCAGGUCCUUGAUGUGCAGAUUGUCAUGAAGUCGUGUCGCAUGGAUGGCAGGCGGCCAGUGGUGGUGAAGGGAGCCGAGAGGAAUGCUGACAACGUGUAUGAGGCGUGGCGAAUGCUGUGCAAGGUUGGAGUGUCGGCCCCCAAGGCGCGCAUCCCCACAUCCUACCACAUCCCAGAAGCCUCGUCCUCUUUCCACGCCAUGAACUCGACCAACCUGUACUCUGGCUCUGUCUUCCGUAAUGGCUACAACAACAACAACAUUAACAACAUCCUCAACAACAACAAGAACAACACAAAGAACAUGCUUGGUGGAGGCAGCAUGAGGAACAGUGGCUACCUCAGGAAUGACAACUGCAUCUUGCCCAAGGACCCAACCAGUGGCAGCGGUGGCGGCGGCGGCGGUGGUGGCAUCAACCUGGACUCCCUCGUCAAGAGCAUGAAGGGCAUAGAAGUGACCAAUGGGGACCUGUCGUGUGGCAGCAGCAGCAACAGUGGCAGCACCCUGUCUUCCCCCGCACACUCCCCACGCGACGCCUCCCCUGACCAGGUGCUCGGCUCAUCGUCCUCCACCACUGCCUCCCCUCACUUCCCAGACACUUCCCCUCAGCCACCCUCAGGCAUUGAUGCUCUUUCUGCCCUGCUGAAGGACUUGGACAGGAGGGCGCCGGGCUGCGAGAAGAAGCACAUGGAGAGAGUGGCGGCUCAGAAGAUGACAACACUCUCUGACUACAGCUCCAAGAAGGUGGAGGCUGCCAGAGCCAUGAAGCAGGAUGUUGGCUCCACCCCCCGCACACCAACCUCCAGCUGGUCCGGCUACGGCUUCAGCAAGAGUAUGCCGGGCUUCAUGAUCCGCCAGAAACUGCAGGAGGUGAAGGAAGCCAGGCAGAAUGGUGUGGGUGGUGGUGGUGGGCUGGAGGAGUGGGGGGAGGCGUGGCCGCAGCAGCAGGAUGGCAGUGGGAGCAAUGGCAUGACCAGCUUCUCAUCCUCCUCCACAGCCUCCCCAACAGUCACCAGCCUCAAGUACCACAAUGGCAUAUCACAGUUUGCCCUGAGUGACAAGUGCCUGCCCUCCCUCACCCCUCGUCCGCCCAUCAAUCUGUCCGCCAGCAACUUCAUGGACUGUGUGUUGCCACGUUCCCGGGACAGAGACACUCUGCACACCACCACCUCCUCAGCCUCCUCCCUCCAUUCCUCCUCCCAGGGCUUGGACAUCACCACCAUCCUGACCGACCUGCAGCUGCCUCAGUACAUUGAUGUGUUCCUGGGGCAGGAGGUGGACCUCAAGAUGUUCCUUUCCUUGGAGGAUUAUGAGCUCAAGGAACUUGGCAUCACCAUAUUUGGACACCGUAAACGUAUUCUCAUGGCCAUUAAAGACCUGUCAAGCAAGUCAUCACUGUUCCUGGGUGGAGCUCCAGGCAGUGGAUUGGGAGGACUGGAGCACCAUUCCCCACUCAGGGACUCCACCACCACCUCCUCCUCCUCCUCCUCCACUUGGGACUGACUUGGCAAGGCAUCCACGCACUUCUCCACAUCUGCUGUUUUUUACCACCACUGCUACUCUUGUAUUCAUACUGCUGUUACUUUAAUAUUAUUUGUGCUUCUACUGUUACUACAUCCUUCACUACAAUUUGUGUAAUUUUGCUACUGUUGUAUCCACUACUGGUGCUUCUGUGACUACGACUGUUUUGUUUAUUCCUUACUUUGCUAGUUUUGUCUCAGUUGUGCUUUUAUUGCUACUCCCAUUACAACUACUACUAUGACAUCCAUCCUACUACUGCUGCUACUCUUAUUACUGGUGCUUUCAUUACUAACAUUACAACUACUACAACCACCACUGUUAAAUCCAUACUGCUACAACUAUUUCAUCCAUCAGUGGUGCAUUCUAGUACUUUCAUUACAACUACUAUUAGAUUCAGUUGUCUUCAUUACUACUACUAUUAUAUCUACUAUUGCUGGGGUUUUUGCUGCUAUGGUGGUGCUUCUUCUACAACUAACUACUACUAGAGCUCCCUGUAUCAUUGACUGUACUGGGAGGGGAAGGGUGGGUGGGCAGGGCAGGGAAGGGCAGGGAAGGGAUGGACGAACAUACACGGAAGGAAACUAAUGCCAUGAAAGUGUAUUUUUAUAGGAUAACUUUAGGAUAACUUUUUUUUCUUGGACGCUACUGAUAGACAGGGAGGAAGUACUUAGAGGAAUACACUGCAGGUACACCCCAAAUUGUAAGUGAUGAACGAAGGUGACGGUGAUGAUCAUGCUAGUGGAAUAAGCACGUGGUUUAUUUGUGUUUUUUGUACGCUUUGACGCAAUCCAUGUUUUCAAUAGGUAACUCCAUUCUGACGUGACAUGUCUGACUUACGGAAGCCAAGAUUACAUAUAUAUAUAUUUAAGGUUUCAUGUGAACCUCGCUACUGUGUGUGUGUGUGUGUGUGUGUGUUUGUGUGUGUUUGUGUCGUGACAAAAUAGGGUAAACUUCAGUCCCCUACCCCCCCAAAAAAAAACUUUUUCAGCUCUUAUUUUUUUCACCUGUGUAGGAUUGUUGGGCUAUUAAUGUAGAAGAAUGAGUACUAUAGAAAGAGGAAAUCAUGGUGCAUUAUUACUGUGUGUGUGUGUGUGUGUGUGUGUGUGUGUGUGUGUGUGAGAGAGAGAGAGAGAGAAAUGUAAGAAUUUAUUAGUUAAUUUAGAAGAAUGUGCGUAUUAUGAAGAGGACCUCAUGAUGCAUUGUGUGUGUGGGUGUGUGUGUGCAUGUGCGUGUGCAUGUGUGUUACUGUCACUAAAGGAAUGUAAGAAUUUAUUAGUUAAUUUAGAAAAAUUAGUUAUGAAGAGAACCUCAUGAUGCAUUAUUACUCGUGUGUGCGUGUGUGUGUGCGUGUGCAUGCUUGAUGGUAGUUGAGUCAGCCUUGGACUAAGACGCGUGCAGAGCCAUCAUGUCAUGCUCCUUCCAUCAAGUGCCUUCCAAUCAGUGUUCCCCCAAGGUGUACAUGUGAUAUUAAGCUAGCAAGCAUAGUUCAGUCCCCCAUGGCUGUGCAUCCAGAAAAAGAAAAAACAAUUUUGUUGAGAAGUUUUUCGUUAAUUAUUUUUAUACUAGUUGGAGUUUUGUGGUUUUCAAUUUUUUUUUCUUAUUUUUUUUUUAUUAUUAUUAUCUAUUUUUUUGAAGAAUGUGCAUGAAUUAUGAAUUAACUUGUCCAUUUUUUCUAGUCUUUGUUCUCUACUGCUGGAGGGAAAGGUUGUCAUUCAUAUGGUGGGUUGUUUUUAAGAAUUUUUUAUUUCUUUUAUUAUGAAUUAUUAGAAGUUUGUUUUAGUUCGGUGUUCGGGGUUGGCGUGGUGACAGCCUUUCUGGGGCGUCGUGGCCUGCCAGGGCGCUCCACGCACUUUUAUUUAAGAGAAUUUAUAAAUAAAAAGUUAUGAAAAAAAUUGAUUUCAUCUAUUUUGAAUAAAGAUAUCAUAUUACUAAAA
Scylla paramamosain (green mud crab) is the source of this 4895-nucleotide messenger RNA. RefSeq names its product protein bicaudal C homolog 1-B-like (gene BicC). Bases 556 to 2943 code for a protein of 795 amino acids. Gene Ontology annotation, molecular function: RNA binding; protein binding. Lineage: Eukaryota; Metazoa; Arthropoda; Malacostraca; Decapoda; Portunidae. Gene Ontology annotation, cellular component: cytoplasm. The record is from RefSeq and is a predicted model, not a curated record. The transcript is spliced from 16 exons.